This is a messenger RNA of Fonsecaea erecta, 1611 nucleotides long. Its product is annotated as putative MFS-type transporter. NCBI's taxonomy places the organism in Eukaryota, Fungi, Ascomycota, Eurotiomycetes, Chaetothyriales, Herpotrichiellaceae. The record is from RefSeq and is a predicted model, not a curated record. Gene Ontology annotation, biological process: transmembrane transport. The coding region runs from base 1 to 1611 and encodes 536 amino acids. The transcript has 6 exons. Gene Ontology annotation, molecular function: transmembrane transporter activity.
AUGAAGCGUCUUGCUCUCCACGAGAUCGAACACAGCCACGGCACGGUUCAGCUGAUUUCAGGGGGGACAGCCUUGCAGCAUAAAAAGGGAACAUCGAUUGUUCUGGUGCCUCAACCAAGUCUAAACGACCCCAAUGAUCCACUGAACUGGCCAUUUGCAAAACGUGUCACGGCGUUCUGGUCUGUACUGUGGCUGUCCGGCCUGUGCAAUUUCUGCAUCACAGGAUUAGCUCCGGGCUUCGGGCAGGUUAUAGCGGAAUUCAACAUCACCCUCACCCAAGUGACAUGGCUGAUAUCGGCUUGUCUGCUGGGAGAGUUUAUGGGAUGUUACACAGUUGCACCCUUUUCGACCCGCUACGGGAAACGCCCCAUUUGGUUGCUUAUCAGCAUUUUCUUCUUCUUGUGCAAUGUAUGGGCCGCAGUGGCAAAGUCAUACACCUCCCUCCUGCUAGCAAGAUUCUUUGCGUCGUGGGCAAGUGGCACAAGCGAGCCCCUAAGCGUAGAUACCAUGCAUGAUCUCUUCUAUCUGCACGAGAGAGGCACUCAGGCCGGAGUCCAGACUAUAUGGCUCAGCUGGGGUAGCUCCCUGGCGCCUGUGAUCUGUGGCUACCUCAUCCAAGCAAAAGGCUGGCGCUGGUUCCAUUGGCUCACCAGCAUCAUGGCGGGGAUAGACCUGAUCUUGAUCUUCUUCUUUGUGCCGGAAACACAGUACAAGCGAGAUUUACACGAGGCGCUUGACUCGGUUGGCAUCGAUGGAAACGGAGAGACGAAAUUUGUGGCUCAACGCCCAUCCCCUGCGGAUCCUGUCACUAAGGUCGAAGACGAAACGACGACCGAGAUGGUCGAAACCCGGGUCCCAAAAGCCGCUAAAAGGACUUUUCUCCAGGAGCUGAAGCCCUGGUCUCCAGUCCGGAGGGAUGUGAAUGUGAUAGGUUCAUUCUUGCGGCCCUGGGCGACAUGGUGUUACCCUAGUGUUGUGUGGUCCGUCUUCUCAUUCUCGAUUCAUGUAACAUGUGUGGUGGUCCUGAUAACCAUGAUACCAAUCUACUUUGGAGCUCCGCCUUACAACUUUUCCAUCGGUCAGCAGGGACUUGUAUACUUGAGCUCGUGUAUUGGAAAUGCAUUUGGCUCGGUCUUCUGCGGCUUCUUGAACGACAAGUUGAGCCAGUGGUCCACAAGACGCAAUCAGGGUGUCUUUGAACCUGAAAUGCGGCUCCCUGUGACCGUGUUUCCUGCUCUUCUUGUGCCGGCCGGGCUCUUGAUGUUUGGAAUCGGCUUGCAGCAUGGAAUUCACUGGAUUGUUCCGGUGAUUGGCGUUGGCCUCGUCGGGGUGGCACUGACUGGAAUAGGGUCAAUCAUCCAACCAUAUCUGAUGGACAGCUAUACUCCGGUUCUGUUUGAUUGCCUCGUGACCUUCAACGGAUUCAAAAACUUGGUGUCAUUCGCUGUUGGCUUCGCAGUCGUUCCCUGGCUCCAGGCGGACGGGCUGGUCGCUGUCUUUUGUAUCCUGGCUGCGUUGGUAUUCGUCAUUGAUGCGUCCGUUGUGAUCAUCUACAUGUUCGGGAAGAGAUUGCGCCAACGAGAUGCCAGGCUCAAGGUGUUCCUUUUCUAG